This is a messenger RNA of Habropoda laboriosa, 621 nucleotides long. RefSeq names its product ribonuclease H1 (gene rnh1). The coding region runs from base 1 to 621 and encodes 206 amino acids. Lineage: Eukaryota; Metazoa; Arthropoda; Insecta; Hymenoptera; Apidae. The record is from RefSeq and is a predicted model, not a curated record. Gene Ontology annotation, biological process: DNA replication, removal of RNA primer. The transcript is spliced from 5 exons. Gene Ontology annotation, molecular function: nucleic acid binding; RNA-DNA hybrid ribonuclease activity.
AUGUAUUGGACAAAAAAUACUUAUAGACCACAAUUACAAAAUGAAUCUACAGAAACUGAUAACAAACCACCAUUAAAAAAAAGAAAAAGGACAAUAUUAAAAGAGUAUUCAGAACUUGUAUGCACUGAAAACAAAAAAACAUCAGAUUAUAUUAUUGACAGUGAUGGUUAUGUAAAUGUAUAUACAGAUGGUGCAUGUAGUUCAAAUGGUUAUAAAACUGCACAAGCAGGUAUUGGUGUUUGGUUUGGUGAUAAUCAUCCUUUAAAUGUAUCAGAAGCUGUUGUUGGUCGAGCAACUAAUAAUGUGGCAGAAAUUCAGGCUGUAAUUGUAGCUGCCAAACAAGCAAAAAAGGCAGGCAUUAAAAAUUUAAAGAUUAUUACAGAUUCAAAAUUUCUUAUUUCUUGCAUAAAUAUCUGGAUGCGAAAGUGGAAAACAAAUGGAUGGAUCACUACAGCUAAUAAACCUGUAAUAAAUAAGGUUGAACUGUUAGAAAUGGAAGAAGCUCUUAAAUCGUUAAAUGUGGCCUGGAAUCAUGUCAAUGGUCAUGUUGGAAUUCAUGGUAAUGAAAUGGCUGAUAAAUUGGCAAGAGCAGGUGUUUUAAAAAAUUUAAAAAACUCAUAA